CUUCUCCUUUGCAUGACUCUAGCAAAUCCAAUAGGAGAGGAAUUGAGGGGGUGUUCUACACAACACUUUCUGGUUGUUUACAAACUUUCCUCAAUUGGGUUCUCUCCUCUUUUUUUCUUUUCUUUUCUCUUCAAUCCUAUAUCUUUCCCCUUCAACUUUGAAACAGCAGAGAUUAUAUUGUUGAGAAAGGGCCUUGUUAUAUUGGCCAGAGAUAGAUAGUGCAGUUGAUCAUUCAAGAAAGUUUGGGAGAGGAGAGAGAGAAUCUUGGAAGGGGACCAAGAGGAAAAAUAAAAGAUUAUGGAACUUACAGAGCUUUCCUUGGCUCCAACAACAACUACAGCAACUACUGCUACUACUACUAAAACACAGUUUAUUGUUGAGAAAUUAAGCAGCACAUCAUCAGAAUCAGAAUGUAACCAUUCUUCCAGAAAGAAGAGGAAGUUUCUUUCAGAUCAUCACCUUCUCAGGACUGCUACUACUACUGGACCACCUAUUCAAGCAAGUUUUGAUCUUCAUGUUAAAGAUCCUCUGCCUCUUGAUUGGGAGCAAUGCCUUGAUCUUGAAUCAGGUAGAAUGUAUUAUUUGAACAGAAAAACGUUGAGAAAGAGUUGGAACUGGCCAAAGGAUCAAAAGCUAGACCUUGAACUCAACAUUUCACCACUCACUGAUUGUACUCCUGAUCAUCAUCAGCAAUGCAAUAAUAAUGGCUCUAAUUCAGUACUACUUGAAGACUCAAGGAACAAUUUUUCAUCACCAAGCAGUAACAUGGUAGCUUUGGCUUGCUUAAACUGCCAUCUCCUUGUCAUCCUCUCAAGAUCAUCUCCUUCUUGCCCAAAUUGCAAGUAUGUUCAUUCUCUUCCAAUCACCCACCAAGUCUUACUUCCUAAAAUUUCUCCCACUAAGUCCUUAAACACCUUAAGCCUCUUGAACUAAUCUCAUACAGUUCAAGUUCAGACAUGAAUGAAAUAGAAUUAAUGGAGUAGGUAGUGAUGGCAUAAAGAUCGAUCAAUUAUAUACAUAUAAAGCUAAGCUGUAUUAUGUUAUGUUCCUUCUUUUCUUUUUUGUUUGGGGAUGAUGUAAUGAACAAAAGAGUAAAUAGAAUCUAUGAAAGCUUUGUUGUAAUUUAUAACUUGUUAUAUAUAGAUUCUGACUUUCUUA
Messenger RNA from Ricinus communis (castor bean), 1158 nucleotides. RefSeq lists its product as uncharacterized. Bases 298 to 933 code for a protein of 211 amino acids. The transcript has 2 exons. The record is from RefSeq and is a predicted model, not a curated record. Gene Ontology annotation, molecular function: protein binding. NCBI's taxonomy places the organism in Eukaryota, Viridiplantae, Streptophyta, Magnoliopsida, Malpighiales, Euphorbiaceae.